Patella vulgata (common limpet) is the source of this 8358-nucleotide messenger RNA. Its product is annotated as large proline-rich protein BAG6. Gene Ontology annotation, cellular component: BAT3 complex. Gene Ontology annotation, molecular function: misfolded protein binding; polyubiquitin modification-dependent protein binding. The coding region runs from base 154 to 3978 and encodes 1274 amino acids. Lineage: Eukaryota; Metazoa; Mollusca; Gastropoda; Patellidae. The transcript is spliced from 24 exons. The record is from RefSeq and is a predicted model, not a curated record.
GCCAACCGGAAGUAGGGCCUAUCAGUUUUAUUUAUGGAAGAAGAAAACAGGAGCAAUUGAAAAGAAGUUAUUGUCAUCCUCAAUAAUAAAUCAAGCAUAUUUAGGAAGUGUAAAUGUUUAUUUCAUUUGGGAUACACUAUCAAAGAUAACAAAAUGGAUGUAACGGUAAAAACAUUGGAUGGACAGAAUAAAAACUAUAAUGUUGCAGAAGAUAUGACAGUUCGACAGUUUAAAGAAAAGAUAGCAGAUUCUAUUAAUAUUGAAGCAGAUACCCAAAGGUUGAUUUUCCAUGGACGGGUAUUACAAGAUGAUAAACCAUUGAAAGAAUACGAUGUGAAGGGUAAAGUUAUCCAUGUUGUACAGAGAGCACCCCCAUCAUCCAGAUCCGAAUCGGCAACUAAUAAUACAACUACCACUACAUCUAGUAGUGGUGGAACUCCACGUAGUGUAGUCGUUGGAUCAUUUACAUUACCUACAGAUAUCCUUGAUCCUAAUCAAGUUCAGAAUAUAGUACAGAAUGCUGUAGCAGGAAUGGGAGAUCAGUGGAGAAAUGCACGAGUUUCAACCAGUGCCUCUGCUGAUGGGUCACCCAUAGAUGUAAGAAUAAACUUAGGUCAGAUUCCACCACAGGCAAUGGAUCAGGGUCAGAUACAGGUGAAUAGUAUCAGAAGAAUUAUCAGACAAGUUCGUCGUCUCAUAGAUUUAUUACAGAAUCCUCCUUCAGAAACAGCCACUGGGGGAGCUUCUAAUUCUGAAGAAGCAAGCAUGAGUUCAUCACCAGAUGAAUCAUCAACACCUACUGACCCAAACCUAGAAUCAACAAGACAAAAUACUACUGAUGGUGCCAGUAAUUCAACUCAAACUGGACGACCAGGUAUAAAUGUAUUAGCAGACUUAUUGAAAGAAGUACAAUUACUAAAUGCUGAUUUACAGCCAUUCCUAGAUCGAUAUAGACAGGUUUUACAGGACGACGCUCCAGUAGAGGAAACCCAAUCAACCCAGAGAAUGUGUAAUGUGGUAUCAGAGGCUAUGCAUGCGAUGAGUCAUGUUUAUCAUGGUAUCAGUGACUUUAUGGUAGAUAUAUCAGCAGCACCUCCACGUCACCUUUACAGUCCCCCAUCUACUAUGAUGGGAAUGUUCCCAAGAGUACAAAGGACACAAAUUAAUGUUGGCAAUGGAAGAACAGGCCGACCCAGUACCCAGAAUUCAUCAUCUAACAGAACUACUAAUAGCCAAUCAUCAAGUACUACUACAACCACACCAAGUUCUAUAGCCACGCCCAGUAGUUCUACAGCCACACCAAUGUCAACAUCUACAACUCCAACAGUAACAUCUGCUUUAAAUGGAACAGGAAGUAACUUACCACCAGGUGUCUCUGUAGCUGGUAGUAGUGAUCCAUAUGUGUAUGUUGAAGUUGGUCCUGACUCUGUGACCUUAAACAGCAUAUCGGCCCAUGUUAUAACAUCAACACAUGAUCCUUCAACCCCUAUAGCUUCAGCUGCCUCUUCAACUACUAUGGACUCAAAUCAAACUGGACCACAAACAACUCCUGCUACCCCUAACCCUGGUCCAACACCUACAUCCACACCACAAGCUAGUGAGAACAUGCCCGAUAUAAAUGUAGCAGGUGUACAACUACCCGCUGGUGCCCAGCUACCCCCAGGAUUUAUACAGGGUCUAGUAAACUCUGUUCUACAAUCACAGGGUGGGGCUAGACCUCGUCAUCCAGUACAGAUUAAUUUCAUACCAUUAAACAGAGCUGAAGGUCAGAUGCGUGUGGUAGGAAUGAGACCUCCAUCUGUUGAUAUCAGAAUGUCCAGUACUACUAGAGCUCCUGCACCAUCAUCCAGUAGUAAUCAGACAUUAACAACUAGUACGACUACAUCUACACCCAGUGCUUCAACUUCCAGUACCACCACAACUAGUACCAAUACUUCGACAUCUAGCAGUUCUGCGACAACUACUAAUAGUCAGACUAGGUCACCCAGACAGAUGGAUAUAGCCGAUGAUUUGAAUGCUAUGUUCGGAGGAGGUAUGCCUGGACGUCCAGUAGACCCAUACCUACCCUGUUCUUCUAGACAUUACUUGACACAACAAGCUCGGAAUACUGCAGGCACAAGAGCGCAGCCAAAUCCUGAAGCCGGUUUGGCUGAUAUGGUGUCUGGGUUAAUGUCAGGAUUGUUAGGUGGUGAAGGAGGAGCUCAACCUCACAUACAUAUUCAUCGAGGACCACCACCUACAGCAGCAUCUACAGCUUCUACCACUGCUAGAAGUAACACAGUAUCACCACCAUCUGGUGGUCCACGAGUCCCAGGUCCUGAUCCAUCACACCCAUUUGCUUCAUUGUUUUCACCUUUAGGAACCCCUGGAGGACCGAUACCCUAUACUGACAAUACACAACAAACAAACGCCUUUAGAAAUAUCUUAACUAAUGUUUUUGAAACAGCGCUUCACUCAAAUACGCCACCAUCAGCUACAAACAGUACUGGUACUUCCAAUACAACUUCAUCAUCCACACCAGCACCUCCUCCUCCUCCUACAGGUGCCACAAAUCCCAACGCCAUGUUUUUCGAUUUAUUUGGUGGAAUUGGUCAACAGUUAUCUGCUGCGGCUGGAAGCAGAGAAUCUAGCACUACAAUAUCAGACUUUGUUAGCAACAUGUCUGCCACUCAUAAUCUUAAUCCAGAAGAAGGUUUUGUCAGUGACAUGUUUCAAGUUAUAUCUCGUCACCUGACCUUCACAGAUUUAUUUGGAGUUUUCUCCGGACAAUCUGAAAGACUCGGACAACUACAGGGACCAUUAAAAGAGUUUUGCCGUGAGCGUGUAUUGAAAGGACGAGAGUAUAAUGAAGACAAUCUAAGAACAGCUAUUGAAGAAGUUAUUGAAGAAAUGGAACCUGAAUUACAGUCUUCUAUUGAUAUAGUAGAAGUUAAAGAAGGAAUUGAUUUAAUGGCUACAAUGAAAAACUUUCUACGUCAACAACUUAGAGCCACCAUAAGAUUGAUACUCAAUUCUGAAGAUGGGGAUAGUAAUUUUGGAAAAAACAUUUACGAGAGAGUGCGUCGUCUUCUAGGAGAGUUUAUUACUUUGACACCAAUUUGUUUGGUGGAAGGUAAUACAGCUUUCCAACGAAUGUUACAGCACAGACUGCAUGGUAUAACAUCUUCCAUGAACCCCAUGAUACAACAGUGGAUGAUAAACAUGACAUCACAGCACAUUCAGACGUUCCGACAGUCCUACGUUAUAACGGAGGCUGAAGUUCAACAUUAUGUCGUCAAAACAGGGGCAACAACUCCUGCUGGCGCAGCUGCUAUUUUGCGUGCUGAGAGAACAGAGGUUCCUAUGGAUGUGAGUUCACCACCUGCAGCAACAUUGAUGCCCAGAACAUCACCAGCAAAAACUGAACAGCCCAAAAAAGCCACAGCAGUAGAAAGUAAACCAAAGCCUUCAGAAGUUCAACAUACAGCAACAAGAAGUAGUGCUGCAAUGAAUGGAACCAGUAGUUCAGGAGUACCCUCUCCUACUCCUGGUGCCACACCCAAAUCAGUUAACAUAGCAUCCAAUGGGGAAGACUGGAGAGCUGUUGUACCUGAGGAGUGGGUUCCAAUUAUUAGUCAAGAUAUUCAACGUCAGAAGCAGAAUCGCCCACAGCCUCCAUUAAGUGAUGCAUAUUUACAGGGUUUACCAGCUAAACGCAGAAAGGUCAUGACCUCUGAUCGACCAUCAAACAGUUUAUCAAAUAUGGCUGAAUAUAUCCCAGAAUCCAUAAGACAGGCAGCAGCAGCUCUUGGAGUGGAACCAAUCAGUAGUUUUGAGAAUUUAACGCAAGAAGCUUCCACAAAUAGUGACUUACAAAAUGCUUUGAAUGGUGAAAUAGAUCGCACAAUUGUGAGAAGACUAGAGAAGGAUUCAGAUUAUAUAUCAGAGAGAUUUCCAAAUGCUGAGCAGUGUUAUAAGCCAAAGAAAUCUGAGCGAUAAACCUAGUACUUGAAUGUAGGCUACAGACCUAUUUGAUAUAUAUAUAUAUAUAUAUAUAUAUAUAUAUUAAAAUGUAAUUAAGAACAGUGAACUGGAUCCCAAAAACAGACCAUGAAUGAGAAAGUCACGCUCUGAACUUUACCUGUUCCAGAUGAGAAAGGCUUAUCCUGGGUUCAAGUUGUUCCUUUGUGUAGAUAUGCUUGUACAAAAAUUGUGACAUUUCAUCUCCGAUAAAUUUUAAUAUUUUUUUUUUAGUAAAACCCUUCUUGAUUUUAUUUCGUUUAUUUUUUUGUAGUGUCUCAAUGAUUCAGGCUAUUCUGUGGAGAAACAAAAACAAUUUUCAUAUGAUAUAUGAUUUUUUGAAAAUAUUUUGCUUGCUUAAGUGAUUUUUGUUAUCCUAUAAAUAUAAGAUUGUUAUUUUUACUUGUCUUCUGGUUUUUAUUCUUUAGCCAAACUAUAGGACUUACCUACAUGUGUAUAUGUAUUCCUUUUUUUACAUUGGGUGUGAGGCUAUCAUAGUCUAGCGGUCAGGACACUUCACUAGAAUGUCCAAGGUUCGAUUUUCAGUGUGAGCUCAGAAAAACCUUCUGGAUUUAUGAAGUCCGACUUGCACUAAGUGUUGGCACUUUCAGGGCAAAAAAUAAAGUAUGCCCAGUGGUUUGGAAUGAUGGAACAAAAAUAAAGGGUCCACCUGUGCACACACUGACCAGCACGUAAAAGAAUGACAGUUCCAAAUCAAAAAAGAGUAGGCAGAAAUUCCUCACAUAGAAUUUAAAAUUUCCAUAUGUUUAUCUCAAAAUGAUUGAAGUACUGUGUUAAUGAGGCAUUAAACUCCAUUCCAUUCUUUUUUUUUUUUUUUUUUUACAAAACUCAAAGCUCUUGGGGAUUUUACUUUUCCACCAGAGGAGUUAUAUGUACAAUUAUUUAAUUGCUUUAAAGAUGUUUUUCCUGGAGAUUAAUUGGAUAAUAUCAUGUAACUUGAAACUAAUAUUUUAACAAAAGGUAAAACAUUUGUUAUGAUUUAGAAAAAUAAAAUUAUAAACCAGAGUAGAAACAAAAUCAGAAGAAAAUCCAAAUUUUUUUGCAAUCUUUGGUGUUGUUAGUAGAUGAUGUAAUGUAAGCAUAUAGUUAUAUGCUACACAUGCCCACUUCGCCAAUUGUUACGCUAAGGCUGUAGUAGUAAUGGCAGUAUUUUUAAAAUGAAAUCGGAUCAGGUUUCCCAUUCAGAGCUUAUUAGAUAUUGCUUUAAGUUCCAAUCAGUUGUUAUGCAUUUAGGCUCUUGAUUGUAAAGGAGAUAUAGCUGUAAAUAUUUUAGUGUAUUUACAAGUACUCAGUUUAUUCCUAUAAUCACACAUAGUAUCACUAUGCAAUAAAAUAGCUUUUAACAGUGUAAUAUAUUAAAUCUAUUAUCUAUUUGUCAUAAGCAUAUUAUUCUCUCUUGUAAAUAUAGCAGAUCCCAUCAUUUUCCCAAAAUUGCUAUAAGAAAAAUCCCAUUACUUAUUAGUUUUUAAUUGCUAAAAUUAAUAGCUACUCCAAUAAUUAGAAAUUAUUUUAUUUUUAAUAAAUCUCAUUUGUUGAGUGCUAGUGACUCCCCUAAAGUUCUUGUUUUGUAUUUUUUUCCCUUUCAUAUAAUGUUUGAGAAUUCGACUUUCUGAUUUCAUUAGAUCUAUAUUUUAAUAAGAUUAUAAAUGAAUCCUAUGCAGUUGUAAAAUUUUGUUUGAAAGUUGUAGGGUGUGGUGAUUGUAAAGGUAGUUAAUAGAAUUUUGGGAAAAUUAUAUUUCGUAAUUGCAGUAAUUAAGGAUUUUUUUUUUUGGGGGGGGGGGUCUUAUUAAAGGCUUUACUGACAUCUAUGUAAAGAAAGCAGCUUGGGGUUAGUCAGAACAAGAGUCAUAGAUCAUGUCAUCUUUUCACCUUUUGUUGAAAGACCUUUAUUUACCUUAGAAUUUACAUCAUGUCAUCUUUUCACCUUUUGUUGAAAGACCUUUAUUUACCUUAGAAUUUACAGACUAAAAUCGGAAGAAAGCGAAUAAACAAUAUCCUUAUUAAAAUUGAUCAAAAAUAAAGGGCAGAUAUAUGUUCUUUAGAUAAUAAACUAAAAAAUGCAGAUUAUAUCUAUACUCCCACAGUUAUUGUUUAUAAAGGAGUCUAAACACAGACAAUUUGAAAUUUAAAUAGCUGUAGCUUCCGUUAAUAUUGAUAAAUUUUACACCAACAUGUUAUUUGGUACAUUUUAUUCUGUAAAGUGUGAGAGUCUAUAUUUAUCCUGCUGUUUAUGUGGAAUAUUGGAUCUAAAAGGUACAUUGUUAAACUAAACCAAUUAAUUUGGACCCAUAUACAAUGUGUUCUUGUUCCUUGGAGCUACUAAUGUAUAUGUUAAUAAUGGCAACACUAAUAUACAUGUGAAAAUAACUUUAUAUAUGCCCACAUGGAAAUGUGGUCGUGAGUUAUGUCCCUUGUUUCACUUUGUUGUACCUUGUGAAUGCUCUAACGACAAAAGUUAUUAUCUGAUCUGUAUGAAAUUUAUAUGCAUCAUUUAAAUUAGUAAAACAAAGAAGCCUACUGAAUUUCAGCAAUUUCCAUUUAUUACAUGUAGAGUUAUGGCCUUUGUUUCACUUUGUUGAAUCUUGUGAACGCUCUAAUGACAACAGUUAUCAUCCGAUCUGUUUGAAAUUGAUAUGCAUCAUUUAAAUUAGUUCAAUGAAGAAUUCUAUUGAAUUUCAGCAAUUUCCGUUAAUUAUGCCGUAAGUUAUGGCCCUUGUUUCACUUGUUGUAUCUUGUGAAUGCUCUAACGACAAAAGUUAUUAUCCGAUCUGUAUGAAAUUUAUAUGUAUGAUUUAAAUUAGUAAAACGAACAAGCCUAUUGAGUUUCAGCAAAUUUCCGUUAAUUACAUCUAGAGUUAUGGCCCUUGUUUCACUUUGUUGAAUCUUGUGAAUGCUUCAACGAUAAAAGUUAUCACCUAAUCUGUAUGAAAUUCAUAUGCAUCAUUUAAAUUAGUCAAAUAAAGAAGCCUAUUGAAUGUCAGCAAUAUCCUUGAAUUACUUCUAGAGUUAUGGCACAUUGUUUUACUUUGUUGAACCUUGUGAAUGUUCGAGCAACAAAAGUUAUCAUCCGAUCUGUAUGAAAUUUUUAUGCAUUAUUUGAAUUAGUAAAAUGAAAAAGCCUGUUGAAUUUCAACAAUUUCUGUAGAUUACUUCCAGAGUUACAACCCUUGUUUUAGUUUUUAUAACCUUGUGAACCCUCAAACGACGAAAAUUAUAAUGUCAUCUGUAUGAAAUUGUCUAUUAAAUUCCCCUAAUUACCUACAAAAGAAUAAAUAAAUAUGUGACAACCCUUGUCGAAGGCUGCUGUGGGCGUAUGUUUGGUUGCCUGGCAACCUAUCUUUGUAUUGGUCAAGAAUAUAUGUAGGAAUUUUUUUAUUGAACAUUAUAUGAAUAUAUGUUAAUAAUGUCAACAAUAAUAUGCAUGUGAAAAUUCCAAAUAUUUUUUUUUAUUGAUCAAGAAUGGAUGUAGGAAUUUUUAACUGAACAUGAUUUCUUUAAAUAUUUGAUUGAAGGUAUUCUAUGUAAACCGACUUUUCAUAUUGAUAACUUAUUAUUUUUAAGUUCUGGCGCACUGGUAGAAAAUAUAUUUGAUUGAAGGUAUUCUAUGUAAACCGACUUUUCAUAUUGAUAACUUAUUAUUUUUAAGUUCUGGCGCACUGGUAGAAAAUAUGAGUACAUUGGCAUGAAAUUAUUGCAAAAGGCAAGAUAUGAAAAAACACAAAGACCUCAAAUCCCAGAACAUGUACAACCUUAUGUUAUACAUUGUUCAGCAUCAGUGAAUCUAUUCUUAACAACUUCUAAAGUGAAAAUAGGAAAUAAAGUGAAAGAUCAAAAAACAGUUGCCAUAGUUUGUUGCACUGUCAGUAAAGUGUGCUCUUUUUUGGGCCAGUAACUUCUGGGACAGCACAUGGAGAAUAGAACAGCAUUACAAGAGCAGACAUUAGAUUUUUUUUUUGUUUUUAUCAAAACAGACAGUGACAUAUAUACUUAUAACACUCCACAAUUUUAACACUAAUUUUGUUGUGCUCUACUAGUCCAAACAUUCAUCUUUAGUUUAUGUCUCUCUGUGACCAGAUGACAUUUGCUGCUUUUGUAAUAAUUUCAUACAUGCAUUGCAAAAAAUUCAUGUAAUAUAGAUAAGAAGUCUAUAUUAAUAUGACAAGUUUAGAUAUUAAGCCAGAAGUUAAUGAUUUUACAAUGCAGAUGGUUGACACAUAAGUUUGAUUAACAUAUAAAAUAUGUAAUCUAGUGUGUGUAUAUAAAAAAAUAUUGUUUUUAUUAUUAUUAUUUAUCUUUAAUUCAAGUUUAUUAUGAGUAAAAUAAAUGGAUUAUUGUUGA